CCUGAGACCAGGCUAUGUCCCGGACCCCAUCCCCACAUCCUUAGGGACCAAAAGCGCGGAGAGGUGGGAAAGUAGAGGGUCCUCUCUGGAUCCUGAGAAAAUGGGGGCUGAGGGGCUGUUUCCUCCUGCCAGUGCCGGGCUCUAGGACCCAGCGGGCAAGUACGCCCGCCUCGCGCUUACCCCCUCCCCCCGAACCACCCCCUUCCCCCCACCCAUCUUCCAGGUUCCCCCUCCCUCCCCCCUCGCCCCGGCUCCCGGUGCCCGUCUCUAGCGCCGCCGGAGCCUGCGAGGGAGCCGGAGCGAACAGGAGGAGGAGGAGGAGGCCACGUCGCCGCCGCUCGGAGCCCGGCCGGAGCCUCCCAGGCAGGUACAUGGUUCAGGUCCGAGCUGUGGUGAUGGCCCGAGAUGACUCCAGUGGGGGCUGGCUGCCUGUGGGGGGCGGGGGCCUCAGCCAGGUGAGCGUAUGUCGGGUCCGAGGGGCCAGGCCCGAGGGGGGGGCCCGCCAGGGGCACUACGUCAUCCACGGGGAGCGCCUCCGGGACCAGAAAACCACGUUGGAGUGUACCCUGAGGCCGGGCUUGGUUUACAACAAGGUGAACCCCAUCUUCCAUCACUGGAGCCUGGGUGACUGCAAGUUUGGGCUAACAUUUCAGAGUCCUGCAGAGGCUGAUGAGUUCCAGAAGAGCCUGCUGGCUGCACUGGCCGCACUGGGUCGAGGCUCGCUUACCCCCUCCUCCUCCUCCACCUCCUCCUCCCCUUCCCAGGACACUGCAGAGACUCCUUGCCCUCUGACGUCCCACAUGGACAGCGAGUCCUCCUCCAGUCACAGCCACCAGGAGACACCUCCCACCGCCUCCGCGGCGGCCACCAUCAUCACCGUGGAGUCAGCUUCUGGCUUCGGGCCGGCCACGCCCCACCAGCGCCGCCGCUCCUCCGCUCAGAGCUACCCUCCACUCCUACAGUUCACGGGGAUUCCGGAGCCCUCAGAGCCCCUGGCCGGGGCAGGGGCACCGGGAUGGGGCGGCCGAGGCUAUGAGGAUUACCGGCGCGCCGGGCCGCCCGCGCCCCUCGCCCUGUCCACCUGCGUCGUGCGCUUCGCCAAGACCGGCGCGUUGAGAGGUGCAGCCCUGGGUACCCCCGCCGCACUGCCCGCCCCUCUCACUGAGGCUGCGCCCCCAGCACCCCCGGCUCGCCCACCCCCAGGCCCCGGCCUGGCACCUGCGCCGGCCAAGACGUCCCCGGAGGCGGAGGAGGCGGCGCGCUGCAUCCACUGCCGCGCGCUCUUCCGCCGCCGCGCUGACGGGCGUGGCGGCCGCUGCGCAGAGGCCCCGGACCCGGGUCGCCUGCUGGUGCGCCGGCUCAGCUGCCUGUGGUGCGCCGAGAGCUUGCUCUACCACUGCCUGUCGGACGCCGAGGGCGACUUCUCGGACCCGUGCGCCUGCGAGCCGGGCCACCCGCGCCCUGCCGCGCGCUGGGCCGCACUGGCCGCGCUCUCCCUGGCAGUACCCUGCCUCUGCUGCUACGCGCCCCUGCGCGCAUGCCACUGGGUCGCAGCGCGAUGUGGCUGUGCGGGCUGCGGGGGUCGCCACGAGGAAGCAGCGCGGUGAAGACGGUCUGGUGGGUCGAGUAGCCGGACCGAGGACCCAACAUUGAGGGUCCAGGACCCGGACUCCUUUUGGACCCCAAACCAAAACCUAGGCACAUCUGGAACUUGGAGCUUGAGUUUGGAUUGAGAGACCCUAGACCCGGAACCUGGACCCCAAAUAUAGGACUGAGAUCCCAGAUGCAUCUUCACUGGGAUGUCUAUCCAAGAGGUCCCAGGCAUCCUGAGUUCUGGUGUCCCUGCCCCACCUCUUGAUCCCACCCCACCCCAACCUAAACUGGAGAGACCCAGACUCUGCACAUCAGGCAGGCCGUAGAGCACACGGACCACCUGAGAGUGGCAGGGCCCUGGACUCCCCCCAACUAUCAAAUAGCCAUCCCAUACCUAGUCAUGCCUGGCACCAUGAACUGUCAGAUUACAGCCCCAGAAUUAGGAGUUAAUACCUGACCCUCCCUCUAUUCAAUUACUCCCGGAUCUUGAGACCACAGGAUCCAGAAUCACCCAAAUGGUCCCUGAAUGCUCAUCUAAAAUCUGGGGUACCCAUAUUUGAGAUGUUCUUUUUGCCCCAGGACCCCUGAGAUACCAAACCCUCUUAAGAUACCCUGAGUCCUUGGAUAUGCUCAAACAGAUGUUCUCUGACCAAAAUGAUUUGGGAGACUCAUCUCAAAGCCCCCACCCCCAUCUCUAUUCCAAGAUUCAGAUGUCAGACUCCAAGAUGCUCUGGGAGCCAGGAAUCAAAGACUUCUGUAGGUCCACCCACCCCAAACCAGUCUUCCCAGGAGCUUUGGAUCUCAAACGUAGGACUCUCUGAGGUGCCUAGUAUCCUCAGAUGUAGGACUAAAGCCACCAACACCUCAGGGUCCCAGACACUGGUCCCAAGUCCUCUGUCCUCAUCCAAUCCCCCUUGUACUUGAAUUUCAAAUCUCAGAAGGUCCUGGAAUCUUUGACUUCUUUGUACCCACAGAUCCCUAAAGACUGGGGAGCCCAGCUCCAGGAAGAUGAGAUGUUCAUGGCAACCCACACCUCCGACCCCUCAGCCCCAAUCCCACGAGUGACUCCAAGGUGCUUUAGGAGCACUGGAUCCAAGACCCCAAGGUGCCACUGACCCCCCAAAUUCAGAGCUCAAGCCUACACAACAUUGGGAUUGUCCUUGACCCAGGAUCUUGGUCGCUCCAUGCCAGGGACAUAUCUGAGGUACCCCAGGACCUAGCAACUUCAGAUCCUAGAUUUUUAAAAAUUUAAACCUCUCUAGCCUGAUAUUCCCUGAGAUCUGCUGCCCUUGAAUCCUGCCAUACAUAGGCUCCUGAGACCCUUAUUUCCCAGACUCUGGAAUUCUAAUCCCAGGGACUCCAGCCCAAGCCCCCAGCAUCCCACAGAACUUCUCUUUUAGGAGAAAAACCCCAGCACUUGGAGUUCUGUUCCUAGAUUCCAGGGUCUCCUGAGAGCUCCUCUGUUCCCAUCCCUAGGUCCCAAGCAUUGCCAUAGACAGUUGUGCAGGCCGUGUGCUAAGUGACAGUGCACAGCCAAGGUGGCGAGCAGGGCUGAAGUUCACAUCGCAUUGUGCUGGCCACACUGUGCCCUUAGAGGAAGGUGUCCAUGUGUGGGUGUGUCUGUCUGUCUCUCUCUCACACAAUUCCAGGCCUUGCAGACUCAGCCCCAAACCCAGCCUUGAGCAUUAGCCCUGGUCCAUGCUUUUUAACAUUCUGCCUUCUGUUAACCCCUUCUCUCCCAUCUUAGAGUUGGGAUUGCUUCAGAAAAUUUGAAAGCCUCUUUUAGACCUCUUUUCUGGGGUAGGAGGAUGCCACUAUCUCCUUUUCCUGAGUGGAAUGGGACUUCCAGGGUACUUUAGAUCUGAUGGCCUGAAGGGAGAUCAAGGUCUUGGAGCAAGACAAUCUCAAUAUUGUAUGGACUUGGGACUCGCAUCUGGUCCCCUGUAUCUGGAGAUGUGCACUUAUCUUUCUUCAUUGCCCAGACUUUGAUGCCUUGUAGGGGGUUCAGGGGAUAGGUCAAGGGGAUCAAAGGGAUAGAGCCUUCUGUCACUUCCUUUAAAUUAUUAACUAUUUACUACAUCCGGAACCUGUGAUAUUCAGCUCUCCCAACCAGACCUGGAAUGGGUGAGAGAAAAGGGGGGUGUCCCUCCUAUCCCCACUCUGCCCAGCUCUCAUCACUGUCAGACCCACCAGAGCUGAGAGCGGAGGGACUGGGGGCUGGGACAGCCUGGGUCCCCAUCCCCCUCUCUGUGCCUCAGUCUCCUCCCUUCCCUCGUGGGCGGGAGGAAGCUCCAUUCUUAACCUACCUCGUUUUGGGGAGGGGUGGGACAGGGGACCAGAGUGCUGUAAGGUGCUGUGGGAUCUGCGGAUAAAGUGAUGGGGGCUGGGGAAAGGUGUCCCCCAGCCCCCACCUCCCAGCACCACCUCUCCCAGGUCUCCCAGUCCUGCUCCCUGCUGACACCCACCUCUGAUCCAUGAUUACUCUUCAUCACCCCCAAAGCAGGGGUGCAUGGAGGGCUGACCCUGGGAGCCAGGAAGACCUCAGAUCCUGGAGUCCCCAGGCCCAAUUUCCCAGCUGCUUGCCCCUCGGAUUGGAUGCUUGGUCCCAAGACUUGGGGAAGACACUCCAACGUUUAUCUUCCCGAUUUUGAUUUCAAGCCAAUCUGUGACUUCAGUAUUGUUAUCGUCAGUGCAGGCUGAAGUGGUGGUGGAGGAACAGGGGCAAAGACCCAGCCUUGUCAUCGGGGGAGGGGCAUGAGAUAUUCGCUCCAAGAAACGCCUGUGACAAAGUCUCA
Manis pentadactyla (Chinese pangolin) is the source of this 4388-nucleotide messenger RNA. RefSeq names its product sprouty related EVH1 domain containing 3 (gene SPRED3). NCBI's taxonomy places the organism in Eukaryota, Metazoa, Chordata, Mammalia, Pholidota, Manidae. Gene Ontology annotation, biological process: negative regulation of MAPK cascade; multicellular organism development. Gene Ontology annotation, cellular component: membrane. The transcript is spliced from 6 exons. Gene Ontology annotation, molecular function: protein kinase binding. The record is from RefSeq and is a predicted model, not a curated record. The coding region runs from base 372 to 1607 and encodes 411 amino acids.